UGCCUAUGAGGACAGAAUGUCAGGGCGCAAAGAGCAGCAACACGACCUGGUGCUCAUUACAGAACUGGAGCUCAUUUUAGAUUCCUGCACACUGGAGCUGACUGCAGUGGAUGAAGUCUGGCCCAGCCUGUACAUCGGAAACAUAGCUAUAGCACAAAACAAAAAGGCUUUAUCUAAGCUGGGCAUCACUCACGUCUUGAACGCCGCUCACUCCAAGCAAGGUAGCAUCGGUGAUGAAAGAUUUUACGGCAACGCUUGCGUUUACUGUGGGAUACCAGGAGAAGACUCGGACCACUUUGAUCUGAGCCAGUACUUCAAACCUGCAGCUGACUUUAUCCAUGAAGGACUGAAGUGUGAUCACGGAAAAGUGCUGGUGCAUUGCAUUAUGGGUAUGAGCCGUUCUGCCACUUUGGUGCUGGCCUAUCUGAUGAUACGGCAGCGGCUGUCUCUUCAGGAUGCUCUGAAGCAUGUCGUCCAAAAGAGAGCCAUUUACCCUAAUAGAAACUUUCUGAUGCUCCUUCACAAGUUGGGUGAACAGCUGGCAUUCAAAAGGAAGCUGUGUCCCUUACUGUGACACCUCCUCAAGGUCGCUCGCUCAAAAGAACAUUAUAAGCAUCGCAGAGUGUAUGAUGAUGCUUAUGACCUUCAAAUAAGGUAAUAAUAUACCUUAAAAUAUGAAUUACCUUGUAUUUAAAAUUGAUGAUCAGGGCAAUUACAUUUUUUAAUUCAUUCAUUCAUUCAUUCAUUCAUUUUCUACCGAUUUUUCCUCACGAGGGUCGCGGGGGGUGCUGGAGCCUAUCCCAGCUGUCUUCGGGCGAGAGGCGGGGUACACCCUGGACUGGUCGCCAGCCAAUCACAGGGCACAUAUAGACAAAAAAACAUUCAUAUGGACAAUUUGGAGUCACCAAUUAACCUAGCAUGUUUUUGGAAUGUGGGAGGAAACCGGAGUACCCGGAGAAAACCCACGCAUGCACGGGGAGAACAUGCAAACUCCACACAGAGAUUGAAUUGAAUUGAACCCUGGUCUCCUAGCUGUGAGGUCUGCGCGCUAACCACUCGACCGCCGUGCCGCCCUACAUUUCUAAAUUACAUUUUUUUAUUAUUAAGGGAGAAAAAAAAUCCAAACCUACGUACAUGGCACUGUGUGCCCCCUAAAGCCUUAAGACACCCUUAGCAGCAACAACUGCAAUCAAGUGUUUGUGAUAACUUGCACUGGAGGAUGGCACACUCAUCUUUGCAGAAUUGUUGACGUUCAGCCACAUUGGAGGCUUUUCCAGCAUGAAGCACCUUUUUAAAGUCAUGCCACAGCAUCUCAAUAGGAUUCAGGUCAGGACUUUGACUAAGCCACUCCAAAAAUCUCCAUUUUGUUGUUCUUCAGCUAUUCAGUGGUUUGUUUUGGAUCAUUGUCCUGCUGUAGAACCCAGGUCAGUUUCAGCAUGAGGUCACCAACAGAUGGCUGGACAUUUUCCUUCAGGAUUGUUUGCUAGACAGCAGAAUUCAUGGUUCCUUUUGUCACAGCCAAUCUUCCAGGUCCUGAAGCAGCAAAACAGUCACAGAGCAUCACACUACCACCGCCAUAUUUGUACUGUUAGUAUGAUGUUCUUUUUUUGAAAUGCGGCGUUACUUUUACGUCAGAUGUAAUGGGACACACUUUACUCAUCAGACCACACGGUAUCUCCCCAAAUGUCUGGGGGAUCAUGAAGACAUUUUCUGGUAAAAUUGAGACCAGAUUUAUAAUGUUUUUGUUUAGCAAUGUGUUUUUGUCUUGGAACUCUGACAUGCAGCCCUUUCUUAUGGAGUCAUAAACGCUGACCUUAACUGAGGCAGUUCCUUAGAAAUUCUUGUGGGGUCUUUUGUGACAUCUUUGAUGGGGCGUCGCUGCAGUCUUAAUUUUGAUUAGUACUACUGGGAAGGUUCACAACUAUUCCAUGUUUUCACCAUUUAUGGAUAAUGGCUCUCACUGUGGUUUGCUGGAGUCCCAAAGCUGUUGUUUGAUGAUCUGAAACAUUUACUAAGUGUGACAAAGACUUUUUCACACCACUGUAUGUGUCCUAUGAUUGACCAGGCAGCUCUUUAAUGACAGGAGCCAAUCAUAAACCCAGCUGUGUUGAUCAAAUGAGUUCUCCCUAACAGCACAUCUGGGUGUUUACCUUAGCAGAUCUGAGGAAGAUUUCAAUUCAACGCAGCCAAAAAUCCUGUCAGCUUCGACCACUAUGCUCAUGUUGUACACAUUUCAAAUACAUUGUAGUAUGUAUUAUUUUCUAUAGCAGGUCUGUGCAAAGGUUUUGGGUUACCAUUGUCUUUGUUGUUGUUGUCAUUUUUUUCAGAGAAGUGAAUUGCGUAUUAUUUUGGGCAGUAAGAAGCAGGGCUAUCAAAAAUAGUGUGUUAACAGUGGUAACAAAUUUAUUUAGUUAAUUAUGUUAAAUUCCUUAGAAUAAUUCAUGGAUAUGCAUGAUGGCAAGCCAUGCCUCUCUGGAUGAUGACAGACUGAGGCAUAGUAUGGAAAGUAUGGAAAGCAGGAAGUGAACAAAUGUAACAGUUACUGAUUGUAAAAGUACCAGAUGGAGGGGUAGGAUUUAAUAAGCUUUGCUUCUUCCUACUCCUUUUGGACAUGUGGAACUGAGAACUGAUUAUGGGAUGCACUCAAUUGUAAUCUGAUGCAUGUUCAAAUGAAAUAAAACCAUCACCAUUGCUAUAGUAUACCCCCCGCCCCCAGAGUCACACAGAGUAUUGUGCUCUCUUAUAAUUGUAUUUUGACUUGAACACAUCAACAGCAGUGCAAUUCCAACGCCAUAUAUGUAUCUGAAACAAGGACGUCUCUAGUUUGCUUACACAGGAAAUAAAACCUUA
Molecule: messenger RNA, 2850 nt
Organism: Doryrhamphus excisus (bluestripe pipefish)
Lineage: Eukaryota; Metazoa; Chordata; Actinopteri; Syngnathiformes; Syngnathidae
Product: dual specificity protein phosphatase 13A
Biological process (GO): protein dephosphorylation; negative regulation of MAPK cascade
Cellular component (GO): cytoplasm
Molecular function (GO): MAP kinase phosphatase activity; protein tyrosine/serine/threonine phosphatase activity
Source: RefSeq, a predicted model, not a curated record